CAACUGUGCCUCUUAUGACAGUACAGUGCAGGAUCACGUAUACGAUUUAUAUCCGAUUUUUUUCUUACUUUUGUUACAAAUUUAUUAAACGACAUGGCUGUUCGACAUCGAGUUCUAUGGUUAAUUGUUACUCUUUACUAUAUUGCAACGACAGCUCACUGCACCCUGUUGAACAUAAAUGAUGCUGAAUCUUGCGACUUGCUGUGUAAACAAUGUAACACAUCUGCAGUAUUUACAGAUGACCGCUGUGAAUGUAACUUAUCUGACAAUAAUGAUAAAGGAGCAGAGUGCAUACAGCGCAUACAGAGAGAAAUUGAAGCAAUCGAUCUGAAUAUACUUUCUGAGGAUUCCACGGAUGAGGAGCGAGGCGUGCGCUCUAUUUUAAAAUCCAGACAUCGUCUCAGAAUGGAAGAGGCCGGAUCACGUCCAGCUAUAUCCGAUGCAGAAAUCCCAAUCAUUGGAAUGAUACAUCCAGCUCUCAGCUAUUCAGCAAACAUAUACGAUGCAGCAAGCCCAGUGGUGGGUUCGAUUAUCCAUCAUCCUUACAGACACGGGUCCCACCAUCGUUUGCAUAAAACGGAUAGUCUUCCGGUACUUUUGCACAAUUUAUUUAGCCAUCAUCGUUGGUCACCUGGUCAUCGUCCUGUACAUUAUGGCAGAAAUUCUAACGAUAAAAAUCCAGUUUUAAUCAGUCAACCAUAUGAAAAUGAUGGUAGUUCUACUGCUUCUAAAGAAUUUUCUACUGCCCAAAGUAAUACUGAUAAACCUGUUGAUCAAAAUGUUGCUGCAAACAUUCCCAGAUUAUUUAAACCAACGUAUCAUUCUAUAACACCAUAUUUCUUCGAUGCAAAUGCAAUGUAUGAACCGAUACAAUAUCCACCCUUUAAUAUUCCAUAUACUUCUUAUCAUAAUCCCUUGAUGGAAGUACUUCAUCCUAUAACUGAGGAAUAUAUUGUCCAACCAGGAUAUAUACCACAAUAUGUACAUGGUAUAUCAGAUCCACUAAUUACUGCGCCUAAUCCAAACUCUUACUGCACGAAUAAUGCCAAUGCGGAACAGAAAGAUGAAGUUUCAACUGACAAAACUGUAUAUUCCAAUAAUAAGGUAAAGCAAUCUAAUGAUGUAAAUAAUAUCAUCAAUGCAGAAAAAAAUGAAAAUAAUUAGUCAUAUUAAAAUAAUAUAAAUUAAAUGCAUUGUCUUUUAAAUUGUCUAAAACCUCAAUUUCUUACUAUUAUUAUAUUACAUUCAUACAACAAACAAUUAAUGUUUCACAUAAUGAAAGAAAUAUGCACCAUGUGACAAGUGAUUCCACAUCCUCUUCUUUAUCUCCUUCCUUUGCCUUUUCCUUUCUUUGAUGUUGAUGCGGAUGGCUGCGAUGCUUGCUCGCUAGAACUUUGUUUACCCUGACGAGUCUUUAACUUUGGAAUUGUGGUUCCAAUAUAUGCCAAGAGAGAAUCUCUAGUGGGAAACUCGGAUCGUAUCGGUGUACCAUCGUCGUUUUUCAAUUGUACGCGAAUACGACCGCGAAACAGAGGUUCCUUGCUACGUUCUUUGGGAUGUAGCUUGUUCUCGACGCCUACGUUAAAACCUGCUGCUACCAACACAUCCCGUAUUUCCUGAUGCGUUGGAUUCUCCACACAUUUGUCCUUGACCAACUUUCGUCCGUCUUUUAAACUCCUCUUAUUGUUCAAAUAUAUUGGAUAAAUACACACCCAUCUGUAAAAGACGACAUGUCAUAUGGUAAAUUCAAAAUGCAAAAAUUUAUGUUAACAAAUGUGAAAUAUUAAA
Nylanderia fulva is the source of this 1788-nucleotide messenger RNA. RefSeq lists its product as uncharacterized. The record is from RefSeq and is a predicted model, not a curated record. NCBI's taxonomy places the organism in Eukaryota, Metazoa, Arthropoda, Insecta, Hymenoptera, Formicidae.